Molecule: messenger RNA, 8241 nt
Organism: Manacus vitellinus (golden-collared manakin)
Lineage: Eukaryota; Metazoa; Chordata; Aves; Passeriformes; Pipridae
Gene: PAPLN
Product: papilin, proteoglycan like sulfated glycoprotein
Exons: 28
Coding region: 293-4423 (1376 amino acids)
Biological process (GO): extracellular matrix organization
Cellular component (GO): extracellular matrix
Molecular function (GO): metalloendopeptidase activity; serine-type endopeptidase inhibitor activity
Source: RefSeq, a predicted model, not a curated record
CUACAGAAGCUAGAAACAAUUCCAAAGCAGGCGUGCCUGCGUGCAUGCUUACGACUCUGGCCUUCCAAAGCAAAAGUGAAAACUCUUGUGAAGAAACUGAGAGGCUGAAUGGGUUAAAUGAAAUACAACUCUCCUUUUCCUGUGCAGUAAGGAUUAGUAACCAAACAGAAGCUGAAGAGAAGAGUACUGAAGUGCCACUGUUUGAACAAGAACUAUAGGAAACUGGUUUUUGAAGCUUGGCUGCAGAGUGGUGCACGUGUCUCCAAUUUUUGUGCUCACCUUUCACAGGCACAUGCAGAAGGCGGAGAUGAAGAACUUGUUCCUUCUGCUCAUGCUAACAGUAGUGCCACCUUCUGUAUUUUCAGGCCACCGUAUGAAACGGCAGGUGGAUGUCUGGGGGAGCUGGGGUGAAUGGAGCAAGUGCAGUCGGAGCUGUGGCGGUGGAGUCAGCUUUCGGCAGCGGCACUGCUAUUCCCAAAGGACAGAAGGUCCUUCCAGUUGUGUUGGCCCAACACGAAGCUAUCGGUCAUGUAAUGUUCAGAGCUGCCCGGAAGGCUCCCGGGAUUUUCGGGCAGAGCAGUGUGCUGAGUUUGAUGGGACAGAAUUCCAAGGAAAGAAGUACAAGUGGCUUCCGUAUUAUGGAGCACCCAAUAAGUGUGAGUUAAACUGUAUUCCCAAGGGAGAGAACUUCUACUACAGGCACAAGGAAACUGUGGUUGAUGGGACUACCUGUGAACCUGGCAAACGGGACAUCUGUGUAGAGGGUGUUUGUCAGGCUGUUGGCUGUGAUAAUAUGCUGCAAUCUGACAAGAAGGAGGACAAGUGCCUGCAGUGUGGAGGAGAUGGCAGCACCUGCUAUGGUGUGAAGGGCACUUUUGAUGUGACCAGCCUCCCCAAAGGUUACAAUCAAAUCUUUAUCAUCCCUAUGGGAGCCACAAGCAUCCAAGUUAAGGAGGUUAUGCCCAGCAGGAACUUUCUAGCUGUUAAGAACGUGCGAGGGGAGUAUUACCUGAACGGGCACUGGACAAUCGACUUCAGCCGGGCGCUGCAGGUGGCCAGCACGGUUCUGCACUACGACCGGGGCUUGGAGGGUGAUCUGGCCCCAGAGCUCCUCCAUGCCCGUGGUCCCACCACAGAACCCCUCGUCAUUGAGCUCAUCAGCCAGGAGCCAAACACAGGGGUACAGUACGAGUAUUACCUGCCCCUGCAAGGACAGGCCACGAGUUACAGCUGGAGCUACAGUUCCUGGAGUGAAUGCAGCUCUGAAUGUGGAGGAGGUUUCCAAUCCCGGCUGGUGUUUUGUACCAUAGACAAUGAAAUUUAUCCGGACUAUAUGUGCAGGAAUAAACCACAACCAGACAAUAACCGGACAUGUGGUCAUCAGCCUUGUCCCCAGACAAAACGGACUUCUUACGUCUAUCUGCCGCAAGCCUGGAGUCAGAGUGGAGCACGGAGCUCUCAGAUGAAGAGGUGGAAAACAGGAGAGUGGGGAUCCUGCUCAGCUACCUGUGGUGGGGGCACCCAGACUCGCUCCGUUUACUGCGUGGCCUUUGAUGGCCAGAGCUCGCAAGGGGUGGUGGAUAAUGCUGAGUGCAUGGCCUUUGCCCAGCAGCCUCGCAGCAGCCAGCCCUGCAAUGUGAGAGAGUGUGCCACCUGGAGCACGGGGCCCUGGUCAGAGUGUUCAGCCAGCUGCGGGGAAGGAGUCCAGACCCGGACCAUCACCUGCAAGACACAGCAGGGCUCUCAGGCUCAGGACUUUGCUUGUCUAAUGGAGCCAAAGCCAUCGGCCACCCAGCCCUGCCUUAGGGAGAACUGCAUCCAGGAAAUUGGCUGGCACGUUGGAGACUGGGGUCUGUGUUCCAAGAGCUGCGAUUCAGGCAUCCGGACACGCCAAGUCAUCUGUGCUGACGGUGACUCCAAAUUCUACAGUCCUGAGAUAUGCAAAGCCAGCCAGCCAGAGAAACCAGCCACCCUGGGUAGCUGCAACAUGCAGCCCUGCUACCUGCCACAGCAGGUCCCCAGUAUGCAGGACACUAUGGGAUAUGAUGUCACUCGCCAGUCCUUGCUGACACGUUACAACCCAAACGGCCACGCCCCAGAUUCUGGUGAUGAAAGGAUGCUCCCUGGGAACACCAUGAUCCACAGUACCUCUGGGAAUCACCACAUUCCAUCCACCAAGGACCAUGGCAUGAACUUGUUUGCUGUUCGCUGGGAACCCCAGUCACAUUUAUCGGGUUCCCAUCAGCUCGGCUUCUCUCAGGACCCCACUGCAGGGCCUGGCUCUCGGGACUGUCACCAGAGCCCACAUGGCUGCUGUCCAGAUGGGCACACUCCAGCUUCAGGCCCUUUGGGGAGAGGCUGCCCUUUCAGCACCUGUCACCAAAACAGUAGGUAUGGGUGCUGCCCUGAUGGAGUUUCAGCUGCCCAGGGUCCAAACAACAUGGGAUGCCCACAAUAUUACCGUGACAUUCGAAUGAGCCAAAAUCAUCCCACUGUGGCCACUCCAACAGCAAGCCAAGCCUUGUCCCAGCAGCAUCCCUCGGGCGAGUGCCGCAGUUCCAUGUACGGCUGCUGUUUUGACAAUGUCGCUUCAGCUUCAGGUCCUCGAGGGGAAGGAUGUCUCAAUAGGCCCAACCACCCGUACCCUGUGAUAUGCCUGCUGCCCAGUGCUCAUGGCCCCUGCACAAACUGGACCACUCGCUGGUACUUUGUGAGUGUUGUUGGCAAGUGCAACCGAUUUUGGUAUGGUGGCUGUCAUGGCAAUAAAAACAGCUUUGCCUCGGAAGAGGAGUGCAUGAGAGUGUGCCACAACUCUGUGGGGGUCAGUCGUCUGGAGCACCAGCCCUCUUCUGGCACAGGAGCCCUGCAGCGCCAGCAGACUGGCUCCUACUCUCCUACAGGGGCUGCUGAGGGUCAGCAGCAAUCACUCACAAGACAGUUUGCAAGUCACAGCCAAGAAGGAAGAACCUAUGGGGCUUCAAACCCUACACAAGGCAGCCGCAGACAGGACAGCUGGAGAAGUGAGGUGCUGUCAGAGUCCUUGCCAAGGACUGGUAUAUUGGAGAGCCAGCGCUGGAACACACGGCAAAGCAGGUUGGACAGCCUGAGCCAGCUGCACUUGCGGGAAACAGCAGUACCUGGGCCCUCAGAGAUCCAGAGCAGCAGUGGCCAGCAGGUGCUGCCCCGUGAAGGCAAGCAGUGGCAUAAGGCUUUUGGAGCAGGUGUUUCCAUGACGGAGGGAUUUGGGCACCAGGAGUCUGCAGACUUGUUCCCAGCACAGGCUCUGCACAGAACAAUCUUGGAGGAAGCCAAGCCCUCUCUUGUGACAGCAGUUGUGGGACAAAACAUCCAGCUGGUCUGCAAAACAGGCAUGUCCCCGCUCUCCAGAGUGGAGUGGAUGAAGAACAGCCGACCAGUCUCCUCUGACAGGCACACCUACCAGUCUGACAGCUCCUUGGUGAUCAGCCACGUCAAGCCAGAGGAUGCUGGGAUGUACACAUGCCUCACUUCUGAUGCGAAGAAGACAGAGAGCCGACAGAUUCAGUUACAGAUCACAGAGUACCAGAGCACUGUUCUGGCAGAGGGUGAGAGAGGUCGGGUCCGUCACAAGGAAAAUCAGCAGCUUCGAGAGUUAUCCAGAGGCAGGAAAGUUGUACAUGCAGCCGGGUCCCCUGUGCAUCAGCAAUUCACAUACAGGUUGAGAAUGGAUAAGAGUGAGCCCACAGUAGUGAAGGCCAGUGUUGGGGAGAGAGUCAGACUGCCCUGCACAGUGGAAGCAUCACCCACUCUCACCAUUGAGUGGCAGAAAGAUGGGCAGCCCCUCUCCUCUCCCAGACACAGGCAGCAGUCAGAUGGGGCCCUGGUGAUCAGCCGGGUCAGCCCUGAAGAUCUCGGCUUCUUUACCUGUGUUGCCUCGAAUGGACGUGACCUGGACCGGCGCCAGGUCCUGUUCCGACCCCUAGGAGAGCUGAGGAUCACUGGUCUUCUGCCAAGCAUCAUGGUACCUGAAGGAGGUACUGCUCGGCUUCAUUGUACAGUGACUGGCAACAACGUGAAUAUAAGGUGGUCAAGGAAUGGAGUCCCCAUGCGGGGGGAUGGCCACCACAUCCACCUGUCCCAGGAUGGAAGCCUGAUCAUAAGCAACGUCCAAGAGGCUGAUGAAGGAUCCUACACAUGCAAUGCCUACAGCAGGAGUAACUCUGUCAGUGCCAGCACGGAGGUGAAAGUGCUGAGGAACAGGCCUAGCACUACUACGAGUCAUGUUGUGGAUCUGAGUAGAGAGUGCGUGGACCAGCCCCACCUCGCCAACUGUGACCUGAUCCUGCAGGCCCAGCUCUGUGGUAAUGAAUACUACUCCAGCUUCUGCUGUGCCAGCUGUGCUCGCCACCGAGCGCAGGCCAGCGCACCGCAUCACCGCGGGUGACAGGCACCCCCACGGAGAAGUACAGGUGACCCAGGACAAGGCUGGAAGUCUGAACUCUGUUCUUUGACUGCAUGGGACUGUUCUGGGAGCUCCGCGCUGCUGCUCAAGAGGGUGAAUUGAACAGUGUGUAGUGGGUGUAAAGGUUCAAAUGUGGGAGACCCACUACCCCCAAGUUUAUUGUAAACUCCUUUUCCCCCCUGUGUGUCUUGCUGUACCUAAUCCAUCUCUUCAGGGUAGUUGCUGUCAUUCACAUAACAAGAUAAUAUUGGGAAAGUAAGGAUGAUGUGACUAGAGAAAGCAGAUAACCAGCAUGAAAGAGGGAGACACCAAUUCUUUAUACAAGUAAGAGAGAGAAGUGCUCUUAAAAAAUAAUCUCUGAAGUGUUUGAAGUUGGGCCUGAACCACCUUAACCAAAGCACUAAUGAGCAAUGAACAUUUGUAAUCCUGAGAAGUGCUUUCCAUCUCAAUGCAAACAGCUAAAUGAGAGACAGCUGGAUGCAUAUAAAAUUAGUGUUUGGGUUCCAGGGGCUUACUAGUUCUGGGGUUGCAGCUGCAAUGUCAGGUUACUGUAGCUGUUUUAUUCCAGUAGACUUUAGACAAAUUUCUAGUAGGGUCAGUUUGGUUUCUACUUGACUAUAAUCAGCUUUGGAGUGAAACACAGGAGCAGUGCUUCACAGAAAGAUUAAGACAAAACAGAAAAAUACUUCUAGCCCUUCGUGAAUGUAAGGGGUAAUUUAGAUGAAUAUGCCAACACUGUUAGCUGUUCUGAGAUGCUGCAGUUUAAAUAUCACUCAUUCUAGGAAGGCUCAACACAAAUAAUUUUUUUCCUCAAACCAGAACUGUGCUGUUCAAUUUAUCGCAAAACUGGGGUCGGCGGUAGCACUGCGCUGAGUUUCAGCUUGGAGGAAACAAAUAGUAUACACAUAGAAAUACAUGUGUAGGUGCAUUUGACUUGACAGAAUAAACCUCCCAAUGAUCUGCUGUAGUCUCAGUUAAGUCCUGGAUGGCCUGGCUUUCCAGGAAAAAGUUAGUUGUCAGGGAAAGCCUGGUUCUGCAUGUGGCCUGGGCUGAUGCCUGCUGCUAUGGGCUAACAAGUUAGGACUUCCAGAUGCACAGUAGCUGUAGCUGAAAAGUAUCCUUCAUUUCAAGACUAACAAGGAUGAGGCUCUGAAAGUCUCAGGCGGAAGGUGAGAUUAUAUAAUUAUAUUCCUGUUAAACCAGGAAAGGCCCUUGGGCAUCUUCUGUAUCUCAAAGUGGAAUUAUUUCUGAGCAAAAGCAUUUUUUUUACAGCUUCUACACUAUUGUUUUACCCAAGCAUCAGCCCUGACACUCCCCUUCUUCCUCAUUCCAAACUCCCUGCUGAGACUUGGAUGGGUUGACCAUACUAAUUAGCAUCAUUACCCAUGUAUUAUUUGCAUAGAUGUAGCUACAAAUUAGGAGACUGGUGUGUAGAUGCUGAUGUUUUGUUUGGGGGAGGGUGGAUGGUUUUUUUUACUUUUGUCUUCUACUUGUGUUACUUUAAGACUUCUAAGGAAGCAGCUAAUUCAGGACUGUGCUCACACCACACUCCUUCAGUCCCGACUCAGUACCCAUCAGAGCAGCAGCAAUAUAUAGGUGUAAAUCCUCAGGCUGACAGCCUAAAGCUGGUUUGUACUCUAAGUCCAGUAAAUCAGUUUGGAUGAACCUAAAAAUAAGAAUUACUGACCUGAUGAUUGCACUCUCAUCGGCACGGGUGUGGCUUCAGGACUGAACACACUGCUUAAAGAUGUGAACAAAACUGUGAAGGCUAGAAGCAAUCCAGUACAGGAGUGAGAGGUGACAGUCACACAGCUAUUUGGGGCUGGGUCUCUCUCUGUGGUCUGAUAGAUUCUGUUUGCUAGAGAAAAUACUUAUUUUGCAGUUAAGACCCUUUAAUUUGAUCAGGGAAAACUUCCUCUGCUGUAAUGCAGGGCAAGUGUUACAGUUAAGUUUUGAAGUAGAAAUCACUGGCUAUUUAAGAACAAUGAGAUAGUCCUGAAAAUUUCAAACUGUGUUUGUACAUAUUUUUGCAUUUCACAGCUCAGACCAGCACCUUUUUGUGUAUUUAGGAUAUUAUAGUAGGAUUUUGUCUUUUGAGACCAGAGGACUAAUCACAGACGCUGUAAAUUCCAGUCUUAUUGAAGCCCUCAGUUUAUAUGUGACAGGCAUCCACGGGUAGUCAAGGGCUGCAAACCUGCUCGGGGGCAUGGUUAGAAGGUGUAUCAAGACUCUUGUCCCAGCGUAAGUAGUCAGUUCUAUAAAGUUCCUUUCUACUAUGUCAGAGGCGCUAUUUUUAGAGUAUUUAAGUAUUCUCUGUAGUCAGCUAUCAUUUAAGCUGUGUGGUUACAAAAGAUGGGGUCAGAAAGUGCUUUCUCAAGACUUAUGAGGGCUGCAACAGCCCCCUGCAUUCUGAUAGCCAGGACUUUGACACUGAAAAUGUUUUGUUUAGCGGAGAGUUUAUUCUGACCUCCUUUCAGCUGCAUAACCAUGGCAGGAUGGAUGAGAUUGGCAGGCAUGCAGUUCCCUGCUUUAAAUACAUGCCAUCACUGUAAAAGUUAUCUAAUGGGUCUUUACAUUUCUUCUAUUUGACAAGAUGAGCUUCUCCCUCUCUAUAGUACCACUUACUUAACCACUUGACUCAAUGUUUACUUUUUUUAUCCAAGAAUCAAGAUGUUAAUUUUCUUCCCUAAACAAUGGAUUGUAGGAAGUUCUUAUCUCUAGGGCACGAGAAGGGUGUAGCUAUACUGGGCUAUUUUCAGCUAUCUUGGGGCACUUACUGUGAAAGAUAUGAAACUAACAGAACAACUUAUAGCUACUCUAUUUCCUACUAUAAAUGUCUACAAUUAUGUUAGCUUUUUGGAAGCUGAAAAAAGCAUUUAUACCAAGUCAAAUACCAUAGGGAGUGUUUCCAUUACUGUUCAUAUCAUACUGAAAGCAGGUAAAAAUCUGUAAAGUAAAAAGUCACCGGUUUUUAGACUGUGUCACUGUGUGACUCACUGUACUUGCCUGGAAAUGGAAGCUGCUGGCAAGCUCCAAUACAAGGGGCAGACAAAGGAAGCAUUUCUUCCCCUUCGCGUUACGGAGUCUGACUUCCCCUUCUGUCUAAACUGACAUGGUGCCCAUAAGAAUGCAGUGAGAACCAGUCGUACUAACAGGGUAGAUAUGAGCUCACUGGAAGAACAGAAAAAGAGUGAAAACACACCAUCAUCUCAUAGGGCUCCUUUUAGUAGUAGGGAAAAGAAAAACAAAGCGAGUUUUCCUCUUUGCCCUCACUAAAUGUUAAUGUCCUCAUAUUUGUCUCUCUGUAAAUAUUCAGUGACAGAAAAUGCAGUGAUGCAAACCUAGAAUCUGAUGUUAUCAGUAAUGGCCUCCAUUUUAGAGCUUUAUAUGGUUAUGGGUCACAAGGAUAUUUUGCAAGUUCAGUCUUAAAGUUCAAGGUAACCUUACAUUGUAAUAAACAAGAGGUGUUAAGAUAUUAUUCUUAAGCUUUUAGGUUGGCAAGCAGGGCUUACCUAUAUUCGCCUAACAACACAGAAGAUACCCAGAAGGGCAAAUACUGAAAACUGAAUCAGGGUGGGAAAUAAAACUUUCACAGACAGUGCUUCUACCACCAACAUUUAUUUCUGUUAAAGCAGAUUAUAAAUCAUCAGUACAAAUAUAUAUAACUUACAUUUGCUUGUAAGGCCAAAGUUUAAAAGUAAAGUUAAAAUGAGAUGGUUUUCACAAGUCACCAGAGGCAGAACCUGGACCAGCUGCAGCCUUAACCACAAGGUUUCACAAAUCAGUGGGAAAAAACAAAA